Molecule: messenger RNA, 1421 nt
Organism: Hibiscus syriacus
Lineage: Eukaryota; Viridiplantae; Streptophyta; Magnoliopsida; Malvales; Malvaceae
Product: probable inactive purple acid phosphatase 29
Exons: 3
Coding region: 68-1285 (405 amino acids)
Cellular component (GO): cytoplasm
Molecular function (GO): hydrolase activity, acting on ester bonds
Source: RefSeq, a predicted model, not a curated record
GAAACUCUAUACCCAACAAGGGAAACCCUCUCAGGAACUGUAAACCCAUAAAAAAGAAAACCCAACAAUGUCACAACCUUCUUCAGUUAACAUCAACAGGAUGAAGCUUUGCGUCUCUCUUCUUUUUCACGGUUUUGUUGUCGCCACGGCCGUGCUUUUGCUUUGUUUUGUACCCAUUAACGUCUCAGCUGUUGCCAGGGGACGAUCUCCGCAGCUGCAGCUGUCGCAGAGGCUGAGGUUCGAUCAGAACGGGGAGUUUAAGAUACUGCAAGUCGCGGAUAUGCACUUUGCUGAUGGUAAAACAACGCCGUGUUUGAAUGUGUUGCCUAGUCAGGUUCAUGGUUGCUCUGACCUCAACACUAGCUCGUUUAUCCAGCGCAUGAUUCAAGCCGAGAAACCAAAUUUAAUCGUUUUCACCGGAGACAACAUCUUUGGAUUUGAUGCCACAGAUUCAGCCAAAUCACUGAAUGCAGCAUUUGCCCCUGCAAUUGCUGCAAGAAUUCCAUGGGCUGCUGUUCUGGGGAACCAUGACCAGCAAGGCACCUUAUCAAGGGAAGGAGUUAUGAAACACAUAGUUGGCUUGAAGCAUACGGUGUCUCAAUUCAAUCCUUCUGAAGCACAUAUCAUCGAUGGUUUUGGCAACUAUAACGUCGAGGUAGGCGGGGUUGAAGGGUCUGGUUUCGCAAACAAAUCGGUUCUCAACCUCUACUUCCUUGACAGUGGAGAUUACUCCACAGUUCCUGAUAUCCCUGGCUAUGGUUGGAUUAAACCCUCUCAGCAGUUUUGGUUUCAACGCACUUCUGCAAAGCUUCAGAGAGCAUACAUAAGGCCACCAAAGGCUCAAAAAUCAUCUGCACCAGGGCUUGUUUAUUUCCACAUCCCACUGCCCGAAUUCGCUAGUUUCAACUCGUCUAACUACAUUGGGGAGAGAAAAGAACAAGGGAUUAGUUCUGCUUCUAUAAACUCGGGCUUCUUCACAACUAUGGUAGAAGCAGGCGAUGUGAAGGCUGUUUUUACAGGCCAUGAUCACCUCAACGAUUUCUGUGGCCAAUUGACCGGUAUACAACUGUGUUAUGCUGGGGGAUUUGGGUACCAUGCGUAUGGGAAAGCUGGAUGGUCCAGGAGAGCUAGGGUGGUGGUGGCGUCUUUAGAGAAGAUGGAGAAAGGAGAUUGGGGAGCGGUUAAGUCGAUCAAGACUUGGAAGCGCCUUGAUGAUCAAUAUCUCACUGCCAUUGAUGGCCAAGUCCUCUGGAGCAAGAACUCAGCUGGUAAAAUACGUAACUAACUCUGGUGACGCUUAAGCACAAUGGGUUGGUGUUGCCCUAAAGGAACAUCUACAUUUUGGGUUUUAUAUCUUGUAUGACAUUGCAUGUAAACAUUUCUUAAGACGUGUAAAAGCAGUUGUGGUAUUUUAUAUGACA